Juglans microcarpa x Juglans regia is the source of this 1897-nucleotide messenger RNA. RefSeq lists its product as uncharacterized. The coding region runs from base 285 to 1802 and encodes 505 amino acids. NCBI's taxonomy places the organism in Eukaryota, Viridiplantae, Streptophyta, Magnoliopsida, Fagales, Juglandaceae. The transcript is spliced from 16 exons. The record is from RefSeq and is a predicted model, not a curated record.
CAGCCUGUUGGGCCUUUAAUUCUCCUGCUGGAUUGUCGGCAGAACGACAAAUAUAGUUUUGUAGAGCUGAUGUGUGUCUUCGCGUCUUUUACAGCAGUUAAUUUUGCAUACUAUCGCUUUUUAUUUCGAGUUAGAAAGGAUUGUUUUUUGGGUGGUUACUACUUGUAAAUUACCAUUUACCAGUGCCUACCUACGUUUUGAAAAAAUAAAUAUUCCCGUCAUUAACUUCUGGGGCGGUUACAGUUUUGUGCGGAAAAGACUCUUGCCUCUUUUAAAAUGAUCCCAUGACGGAGAUGGAAUCCGCUACUGUUAGUCUGUUACCAAAGCUCACAGUUAAUCCCGGAAUGAGCGGAAAGAAGAAAGAGGUCAUUAGAUUAGAGCGUGAAUCUGUGAUUCCAAUUCUCAAGCCCAAGCUCAUCAUGACCUUGGCUAACCUCAUUGAACAUAAUACUGACCGGGCUGAGUUUCUAAAGCUCUGCAAAAGAGUUGAGUACACAAUUCGAGCUUGGUAUCUUCUACAAUUCGAGGACCUGAUGCAACUGUACUCCCUCUUUGAGCCCAUACAUGGGGCUCAGAAAUUGGAGCAGCAGAACCUAUCUCCUGAAGAUAUUGAUGUACUAGAACAGAACUUCCUGACAUAUUUAUUUCAGGUGAUGGAAAAGAGCAAUUUCAAGUUAACAACUGACGACGAAAUCGAUGUUGCACUUUCAGGGCAGUAUCUUCUAAAUCUUCCAAUCACGGUGGAUGAUUCUAAGGUUGACAAGAAGCUUUUGAAGAAAUAUUUUGCAGAGCAUCCUCACCAGAACCUUCCAGAUUUUGCUGAUAAGUACGUUAUUUUCCGGCGUGGUAUUGGGAUUGAUCAGACAACUAAUUACUUUUUCAUGGAGAAAGUGGAUAUGAUCAUUUCACGUUUAUGGAGAUGUCUAUUAAGACUAACAAGGCUGGAAAAGCUUUUGAAACGGUCAAGUGGGCGGCAUAAGAAAGAUCCGAAGAAACAAGAUGAUAUUAGCUCUGAAGCAGAUGGUGAUGAUCUAUCUGUUGAACGGAUCCGUCUCGAAAAUAUGGAACUAAGUAUUACAAAUUUGCUGGGCAAGAUCACAAUUCAAGAACCUACUUUUGAUAGGAUAAUUGUCGUCUACAGGCGAGCAAGUACAAAAUCUAAAAUGGAACGAGGAAUAUAUGUGAAGCAUUUCAAAAACAUUCCAAUGGCUGAUAUGGAAAUAGUUCUACCCGAGAAGAAAAACCCAGGAUUAACUCCAAUGGACUGGGUCAUAUUCCUAGGCUCUGCUAUAGUUGGGCUGGUUGCAGUAUUUGGUUCGCUUGAAAUGCCUAAAGCUGAUUUAUGGGUCAUCUUUGCCAUUCUAUCCACUGUGAUUGGUUAUUGUGCCAAGACAUACUUCACGUUUCAGCAAAACUUGGCUGCAUAUCAGAACUUGAUAACUCAAUCCAUGUACGACAAACAACUGGAUAGUGGAAAGGGUACUCUUCUUCACUUGUGCGAUGAUGUAAUUCAGCAGGAAGUCAAAGAGGUGAUCAUUUCUUUCUUUAUAUUGAUGGAACAGGGCAAAGCUACAAGACAGGAUCUUGAUAUGCGGUGCGAGGAACUAAUCAAACAAGAGUUUGGUGAGAGCUGUAAUUUUGAUGUGGACGAUGCAGCUCAAAAGUUAGAGAAACUAGGGAUUAUUGCUCGGGAUAGCGUCGGACGGUAUUAUUGCAUUGGGCUAAAACGGGCUAAUGAAAUUAUUGGAACCACCACUGAGGAACUUGUCCUUAAGGCAAAGCAGGGUGGUGGGGGUCCUUGAUUCUGUAUCGCCAAAGUAGAGCUUCUGUUUCUGAUUGUUUUUGCUGGAUGUAGCUUCUUUAUCUUAUAUACAAUAAUACAAGUACUUGUUUUUGC